Molecule: messenger RNA, 2637 nt
Organism: Triticum aestivum (bread wheat)
Lineage: Eukaryota; Viridiplantae; Streptophyta; Magnoliopsida; Poales; Poaceae
Product: protein FAR1-RELATED SEQUENCE 5-like
Exons: 8
Coding region: 1-2637 (878 amino acids)
Biological process (GO): regulation of DNA-templated transcription
Molecular function (GO): zinc ion binding
Source: RefSeq, a predicted model, not a curated record
AUGGCUUCUCCAGGGAGUGGACAUGGGAACCAUGAUGAUAAUGGAUCAGAAACACUAAAAGAUGUGCAAGAAACCGCAGCUACCAAUGCGAAAGAUCAUAUUAAUGAAAGAGUACCAAAGAUUGGAAUGAAUUUUUUAUCUGAUGAGGAGGCUUAUUCCUUUUAUAACAAGUAUGCUGAAGUUAUGGGUUUUAGCGUCCGGAGAGGCAGAACUCGAGCUGAAGAUAAGAGAGAAGAUACAUUCAGUUAUAGUAGGCCUGAAUCACAAUGUGGAUGUAAUGCACAUAUGAAAAUAAGUCUUAGGAAUGGAUUUUAUCAGGUUUACGAAUUUGAGGAGACACAUAACCACAUUCUUGCUACUGGAACCAUGGCCCAAUACUUGAGAUCUCACAGAAAAGUGACCGAUGCACAAAUAGCGGCUGCAGAGGUCGCAAAGUCUGUAGGCAUUUCUAAUAAAGCAACUAUUGAUCUUAUGGCCAAAGAAGCAUGUGGACAAGAAAACCUUGGUUUUAUCCCUCAAGACAUGAAAAAUCGGUUGUACUCAAAAAGAACAUUGCAAGCAGCGAAAGGUGAUACAGGGGGAGUGUUAGAAUACAUGGAGAAGAAGGUAGCAGAAGAUGUCAAGUUUUUUUAUUCAAUUCAAGUAGAUGAGGACGAUUUGAUAACUAAUAUAUUUUGGGCUGACUCGAAAAUGGUCUCAGACUAUGCAACUUUCGGUGAUGUUAUAAGCUUUGACACCACAUAUAGGAAACUAAAUGAUGGGCGUCCAUUUGGUUUGAUUGUUGGGGUGAAUAAUCACAAGAAAACUAUUGUGUUUGGUGCUGCACUUCUUUAUGAUGAAACUGCUGAAAGUUUUGGUUGGCUUUUUAGAACUUUUCUAAAAGUUAUGUCAGGGAAACAUCCACAAACAAUUCUUACCGAUGAAGAUGCAGCAAUGGCCAAGGCAAUCAGUGAAGUCCUACCUCACUCUCACCAUAGACUUUGUGUGUGGCAUAUGAAUCAAAAUGCUUGCAAGCACCUUGCUGGAGUUGUUCCAGAAUAUAAGAAGUUCAAUAGUGAUUUCCAGCAUUGUAUCUAUGACAUAGAGGACGAAGAAGAAUUUAUAAGUGCAUGGAAUGAUAUGCUUGAUAAGUAUGGACUACGUGAGAAUACAUGGCUCCAAAGGUUGUUCGAGAAAAGGGAGCAAUGGGCACUAGUGUAUGGUAGAAAUACAUUCUCUGCCCACAUGAGCACUACCCAAAGAAGUGAAAGCAUGAACAAUGAACUGAAGCGUUACAUCAGUAUUAAAUAUGACAUGCUUACUUUUUUCGAGCAUUUCGAACGGCUUGUUGCAGAUAAAAGAUUUGAAGAAGUGAAGUGUGACUUCAAGGCAUCACAAACUACUCCCAAGAUGAAGGCAGAGUCAAGCUAUAUAUUAAGGCAAGCUGUAACUACAUAUACUCCAGCAAUAUUCAAGAUAUUUCAGGAGGAAGUGCUUCUGACCCUGAACUAUGACACAUUCCUUUGUGAUGACAGUGAUACAGAGCAGAAGGUUUAUAUGGUAAAAUUUCAUGACACAAAACGUGAGCAUGUUGUUAGAUUUGCUCCAAAUGAACAAAAGGUGAAUUGUAGUUGUAAGAAGUUUGAAUUCGCUGGAAUUUUGUGCCAUCAUUGCUUAAAGGUACUUGAUAUCAAUAAUAUCAAGCAUAUCCCUGAACAAUAUAUAUUGAAAAGGUGGACAAUAGAUGCCAAAGUUCUAGAGAUAACAAGCAAUCGCAAUCUGCAUGAGGAUCGAAAAGCAAAAAUGUCAAACUACUACAAGGAGUUGUGCAGAAUGUUUGUGAAAAUAGCUGCUCGUGCCUCUGAAUCCGACGAAACAUAUGAUAUGGUUGCUAAAUGCGCAGAGCAGCUAGCACAAGCUGUGGAGAAACACUUGAAAAUAAGAACUGAUCCUGACCCUCCUGAUCCAGACUUGGGCAACUCGUCUGUUUCACAAGGUCCACUUAUCGACUCUAGUAAAGUUUCAAAACACAAUGAGGGGCUUGCCAAGCCGAGAGGUAUGAAGGAGAAGGAGAAGACUGCACAAGGAUCAGCAAGACCCAUUGGUGGAUUGGAGAAAGCAAUAACAAAGAAGAAAAAGAAGAAAAAUGAUCCUUUACAAGGUCGUUUGGAGCUUCUGACAAAUCAAAUGGGUGCACCACAAUUACAGUACAACCCAUUCCUAAAUGCUUCAAUGCAUCCAACACUUGCUAAUACAUGGAAGACCGAUGAUUCUUCACAACUACAACCUCAAAGCACAUCAACGGGACAUUUGGAGUUUAUGGAAAAACAAAUGGGUGCACCGCAAUUGCAGUACAACCCAUUCCUAAAUGCUUCAAUGCAGCAAUCACUUGUGCAGCCAUCACUUGGUAAUACAGUCUCAAUGUCACUGCAACCAACUGGUGGCUUUGAGAUAGCAAAAACAACGCAGAAAAAGAAGGCCAGUGAUUCUUUACGAGGUCAUUUGGAGUUUAUGACAAAUCAAAUGGUUGCACCGCACUUGCAGUACAACCCAUUGCUAAAUCCUUCAAUUCAAUCGUCACUUGGAAAUACAAUCUCGAUGCCACAGAACCCAAGAAUGCUGGCAGGAUACCAACAAUACAAUACACUAAUGGUAUAA